AUGCCAGAAAUUGAUCUCAAUUAUUUAGACACGUCACAAAAAUUUGACCUAGAUUUGUCGAAAAUCAGAAUUGAUCACCUAAAUUCUGAAGAGAAAUCAGGGAUAGUUCAACUUUGCAGAGACCACAAAGAGCGUACAAAACUAUUGUAUUCAAAAAUAAAUUCUGAUCUCAUUCAAAACAAAGAGAAAACGCUAGAACGCGUUAACAGAGAUUGCGAUAGUUCCCAGGAAUCAUAG
Acanthoscelides obtectus is the source of this 237-nucleotide messenger RNA. The record is from the annotation of a GenBank genome assembly. NCBI's taxonomy places the organism in Eukaryota, Metazoa, Arthropoda, Insecta, Coleoptera, Chrysomelidae.